Salvia miltiorrhiza (redroot sage) is the source of this 1885-nucleotide messenger RNA. RefSeq lists its product as uncharacterized. The transcript is spliced from 2 exons. The coding region runs from base 140 to 1315 and encodes 391 amino acids. Gene Ontology annotation, cellular component: chloroplast. Gene Ontology annotation, biological process: chloroplast organization; regulation of DNA-templated transcription. The record is from RefSeq and is a predicted model, not a curated record. Gene Ontology annotation, molecular function: double-stranded DNA binding. Lineage: Eukaryota; Viridiplantae; Streptophyta; Magnoliopsida; Lamiales; Lamiaceae.
UGUACUGCUUUUAUUAGAUUUAUUAAGUAUUUUUGCUCAAGAAAAUUACCUAGGGUUUUGAAGCAGGGGCUUUCAGUCGAUUGCUGGAAUUGUCAAUUGGAUCGAAGAGGUAAACCGCUCUCAACUUCUGUAUUCAAUCAUGUUCAGUCAAAUUCGCAAAUUCAAAUUCUAUGAUGUAAGAUUCUCUCACGUUGCUUGCUCACCAUCACUCGCCAAUUACAUUCUUCUACAACUCCACCAAUUUUCAUCACCAGCUACAAAUGCCCUAGAAUCGAGCUCAAAAGAUCCGAAUCCGAAGUCAUUCGCCGCGGUUUAUCUCGAAAACAAUUACGGUUUUCCCCCAAAACGAGCCCUAACUUAUGCUAAGCGCCUCAACUUCGAUUCCCCUGAAAAACCCCUUUACGCUAUUGCAUUCCUCAAAAAACACAGUUUCACCGAUGCCGACAUCUCACGCAUCGUUAAGAAGUGGCCUGUGGUUUUGAGCCGCGGCCCCGAAUCUAAUUUUCUGCCCAAGUUUGAAUUUUUGCGUAGUUUGGGAUUAUCGAGCUCAGAAUUAGUGAAGGUUCUGACAUUGCAGCCAAAUUUGCUGGAUAGAAGCUUAGAGCGCCAGAUAAUCCCAUGUGUUGAUUUCCUUCGUAGCCUCCUAGGCUCCAACAAAGAUGUGGUGUUCUCGAUCCUGCGCCACCCUGGCAUUCUUAGGGAGACUUUGCAGAAGACGUUGUUACCCAAUGUGGGAAUCUUGAGAGAUGUUGGUGUGCCUGAAUCCCACAUUGCAGCCUUGUUGAGAGCUGCUCCUAGACGGAUAGCUCUUGAUCCUGGCAAUUUUAAGUUAGCGGUGCAGGAAGUUAUUGAUCUUGGGUUUAAUCCUGCGACAAAGGGUUUCAUCACGGCGUUAAAGGUGAUGAGGCAGCUGAACAGUUUGUCUUGGAGGGAAAAGGUCAAGCAUUACACGAGAUGGGGUUGGUCCGAGGAUCAAGUGUUUGAUGCUAUCAGGAAGUAUCCGUUGAUGAUGGCCGUGUCCAAGGAGAAGAUCACCAAAAUCUCGGAUCUUAUCAUCAAUACAAUGGCGUGUGAUGCUUCUAUUUUCAUGACCCGGCCGGUGAUAUUUACGUUAAGCUUCGAGGGUAGGAUUGCACCACGGUGUGCCUUUUACCAAGUCUUGUUGUCGAAAGGUUUGGUCAGGAGAUCGAGCUUGGCCUCGAUGAUUGUCCGUACACCGAGCUUGUUUGUUGAGAAAUACGUGAAGCCAUUUGGGGAGGAAGAUCCUGAGCUCUUGAAGCUAUAUGAGGAUCUUUUUGGUAAAUCUAAAGCUUAGAUUUCCUAUGUGCUAGCUAGAAACUAACAGUUACUGACCACACUUGGUUUAAUUUAGAAACAUAUUGUGUCUUUAUCGUUAUCAAUGCUAGAACGAGUUUGUGGCCUGAGCUAGAACGAGCCGGUCUCCCAGAUUGCUCGAGCAAGUUGGGAUAAGGCGAAAUAAGCUGUUGUUGAACAAUGGUGAUGGUAAAUUCUGCUUCGUCCUAAUAUUUUGGAGCUCAACAUUUUUGUUAUAUAGCUCGCAUAUGCAGAAAGAGAUUUUGGAUGAUAAGCACAUUGUGUAGACUGAUGUGGCGCUGAUGAUUGUAAGCAAAGCUUUCAUCAUUAUGAGAAAUUUGCUUCAAGAUAUAUUUGCAUUGUUUUGCAGUUUUGUAAGUGGUGACAUCUCUGAGUUUGUUGGAUUUGGGGAACUGGUAGUUUAGCAGAUGGUUUGUUUCUAAAUCUUUUUUGGAUUUAAUCUAAAUCUCGUAUUGGACUUUCUUUGAUAAUUUAAUUAAAUCUCAUUUUGUAUUGUUUCUGAGAGAACAUCGAUUCUUAUUUCUGUAUGCAGAUCUUACUUUUUGAUCUA